Molecule: messenger RNA, 8637 nt
Organism: Sycon ciliatum
Lineage: Eukaryota; Metazoa; Porifera; Calcarea; Leucosolenida; Sycettidae
Product: phospholipid-transporting ATPase ABCA1-like
Exons: 54
Coding region: 378-7709 (2443 amino acids)
Biological process (GO): lipid transport; transmembrane transport
Cellular component (GO): intracellular membrane-bounded organelle; membrane
Molecular function (GO): ATP binding; lipid carrier activity; ATP hydrolysis activity
Source: RefSeq, a predicted model, not a curated record
AUUGUUAGCAGAAAGAGGCAUUAUCUGCUGAGAUUAUUCGUUUCGUGACUUGCACAAUUGCAGAAGUAGCAUCUAGUAUUCAAUACGUCUUUGCAAAUGAGCUGCGACGGUGUCCUCGUUUCGAAUACUGUACCACGUAGCCAGUCGUUUCAAUUGCUUUCGUCACAUGGCAGAAGAGAGUCAGCAAGUGAAAGAUGGGAAAGAGUUGAAGCCUUGACCCAGCUUCCGGAUUUGGCUGGCCUACAGUUCACCCAUUCGUCGUGCUGCAGUGGCAGCAAGUAAACCGUAAACGUCAUAGAAAGCCGAAUGGUGUCUGUCCGGAAUCAGCCUCUCAUAGUCUUUAGGUCUCCAGGCUUGCAGGGCCAAAAGAAGCAGAAAUGACUUCGCUCUGGCAGCAAAUACGCCUUGUCCUCUGGAAAAACUUUCUCAUCAGACGAAAGCAGCCGCUGGCUCUUCUGCUUGAGCUAGCAUGGCCGCUGAUCUUAGCUCUUAUCCUGCUGUACAUUAGACAGAGGACGCCGCUGCUGCCAACUGGUACUGCGAAAGUGUUUCCAUUUGCAAUGCCGUCGGCUGGUCACUUCCCUUUUGUUGAGCAUGUCUUGUGCCAGCGUGCCUUCGUCAAACACAACGGCCCGCAACUGGAUUCCAAUGGCUUUGGCAGGUUUAGCUUUACAGCGUCACAUUCGCUUAGGACAAUAAUCCAAAGCCUUGCCGCAGAUCAGUCGAUCGACUGGACAUCGCUAUCAAACUUUCCUAAAGAUCUUGGCAAUUUAGCAGAGGUUUUCUCUCAUCCAGGCUUCUACAGUGGCCUGCAAAAUCAAUCCGAUGGACUGUCAGAUGCAAGCAGCAAGGAUUUUCAAUCAUUUCUGAUCAGUGCCAAUGUCACGAAUGGCUCAGUUGCGGAUUUGAGCUCUGCACAUGUGAACUGGAAUAAGUUGCUACUCCUGACCACCAAUGAUGAGUAUACCAUCCGCAACACACCCGUGGCUCCUCUCUGUAACCAGCUUGGCACGCGAGUUUCUCAGCUGUCGUGCCUCGUGUCCCUACAACCGUCCAGCCCUGGCAAAUAUCCGCUGCUUUCUGGCACGCCAGUCCUCUUCCACGGGGUGAAGUUUGAUCCUUUGUCUGUGAAUGCCACGCUUUGCACUCCAUUCCUCUUCAACAAAGUGUUUGAGUUUGAGCGAAAGGAAAGUCAGCAUAAUGCUCAGCUGGUCCUGUGCAGCUUGCCUUCCCCGGUGCAGAUAGCUGUGCUAAACAGGCUAGUAGAUACUUCCACGUCAGACUUUGUGCUCCCUAGUUUCAUAGCGGCAGGUAACCCGAAGUUGGCCAGACUACCCGCCGAGAUUGAGAACUUGUCUAAACUACUGAAGCGUGUGCGUAUGACUGACACUGACCCCAUUCUUCGCUUUGUCGACUACCUACUGCGGAACAGAAACGUCAGCCCUCUCAGCGCUGCAACCGUUGCAUUCUGCUCUAAAUUGGAGAAGAAAGUUACCUUUAUGGAUAUUCUUGUACUUAUUUUGAAACGGCUGAGAGAGCAACGCGGCAGGGAAAUGCCGCCCUCACCCACCACACCAGCUCCCACGACUUCCACCGCCUCGGCACAUCCCGACGGCAAGAUUGAACAACCCAAAGCUAAAGUGGCCAAGAAUGUCACCAAAACCACCACUCCAACACAAUCAGUAAAAGAAAGUCAGCGGGCCAGUAUCAUCGUCAGGCUGCUGCGGCAGAUUGAGUCCGGUGCUGUGUACAUUCUCUUCUCACCCAACAACGUUCUAGCUGGCACUAUUAUCAAUAAGGCUCUACAACCCUUCAAUGAACUUCUCAAGGGCAUUGGGACAUCGGCAAAGGUCUUUGCUGAGCAAACUACAACGCUGGCCGACUCGCUGGAGCUGCUGGAGACUGCAUCGCGAUCCCCUGCCGCUUCUGCCUUCCUGGCAAGCCCGCUGUGCACCACUCUUCUGCCAGUGGCACAUCCGUACGUCAAGUUCACGUGCCGUUUCCUCAGCGCUCUGCAGCCUGGAUUUGAAGGCAGUGACCAUGAGCUUGUCGUGGAUGAAAUCGUGACGGCGAUCAAAGCCAGCAGCUUGGUUGCGAAAGGCAUUCAUCAUAAGUUUUCGUCGGUGAACCUGACGGAGAGAGUGCAGGGUGUGCGCAAUGAGACAGCACUGACUGACACUGCCAUGUUGCUAUCUCAGCAGCAGAAACUCAUGUAUGCCGGGAUUGUUUUCAAGAAUUUGCCGAACAAUGGCACCCAGCUGCCACGACAUAUCAUCUACAAGAUCCGCCAGAACUCCACGCUGGUGCCGUCGACGAAUCGCUUACGUAAAUUCACGUGGUCGCCUGGUCUGUGCGUGAGUCGUCAGAACUGUAUCCAGUACCAGCUUUUCGGCUUCAACUUCCUUCAGGAUAUCCUCGAUCGGGCCAUCAUGAAGCUUCAAGCGAAUCUCACCGAGGCUGAGUCUGCCGCACAGCUGCCCGGUGCAUGGCUGCAGAGCUUCCCGUACCCGUGCUACCUGGACGACUCUUUCACACAAUCCAUCGCUAGAACUUUGCCAUUGGUGCUUAUCCUGGGCUGGGUGUUGUCUGUUGCGUCUCUCAUCAAGAACCUAGUCUAUGAGAAGGAGCACAGGCUGAAAGAGUUCAUGAAAGUAAUGGGUUUGCGUCCCAGUGCUCACUGGAUAGCCUGGUUCAUCACUAGCUUUGUCUUGAUGAGCGUGUCUUCACUGCUGCUGACCGUGGUGCUUAAGGCUGGUAGUGUCCUGGAGCACAUCGACUUCCUUGCAUUCUUCCUCUUCCUGGAGCUGUUCAGUAUCGCACUGAUUGGUUUCUGCUUUCUCAUCAGCACAUUCUUCUCCAAUGCAAACCUGGCUGCAUGCUGUGGUAGCCUGCUAUUCUUCGCCUGCUACCUGCCAUACGCUGCUGUUUCCCUGCAAGAGGAAGAUGCCGAUUCGGUCCAGAGGGGCUUUGCGUGUCUGCUGGCGCCGUCCGCAUUCGGCCUCUCAACCAGCUACAUUGCCUACUACGAGCAGCAAGGCGUUGGGUUGAACUGGAGGAACAUGAGGGACAGUCCGCUGUACAAUGACUCGUUCAGCUUCGUUGUUUGCUGUACCUUCUUGGCUCUGGAUGCGAUCAUGUGCAUUGCAGUCGCCUGUUACCUGGAUCUUGUCUUUCCUGGCAAGUAUGGGGUAGGAGUGAACUGGAAUGCACCGUUCCAACGUUCAUUCUGGAUCUCCAGCAAGGGCUCCGACAAAACGGACAAACAUCUUAGGAGGGUGAGCCAUGCCACUUCAGCCUGCACCCUGAACCAGCCCCUUGUCGAUCCCGACGGUUCGCCCACUGAUGCAUUUGCUGCUGGUGAAAGCCGAAGCCCUUCACCGAUGGCUUCAGCUGUUUUCGGCAGUGUGCCCGCCAACGUGGAUGCAGACCUGGAGUCGGAGGCUGAGCCGACACACUUGAAGUGUGGCGUCGCUAUCCACCAGCUCGUGAAGGAGUACACCAGCAAAGAGUCCACCAAUCGUGCCGUCGACGAGCUGUCUCUCAACUUUUACGAAGGCCAGAUCACCUCCUUCCUGGGACACAACGGAGCUGGCAAGACAACCACGAUGAACGUGCUGUCGGGAAUAUACGAGCCAACUAGUGGCUCGGCGUUUGUUUACGGUCAGGACAUUCGCAAUGAGAUGAGCGCCAUUCGACACUCGCUCGGCAUUUGUCCACAGUACAACAUUCUCUUUGACAAGCUGACUGUCGAAGAACAUUUUCGUUUCUACGCGUCUAUGAAAGGUGUGUCGGCGAAGACAAUUGACCAAGAGAUCCGAGGUUGGCUGCAGGAAGUUGGUCUUGCAAAUAAGCGUAAUGUUUCAGCUUCAGACUUGUCCGGUGGAAUGCAACGGAGGCUGUCCAUUGGCAUUGCAUUCGUUGGCGGCUCACGGACAGUGAUACUGGAUGAGCCUACUGCUGGCGUGGAUCCAUACUCCAGACGCUGCAUCUGGGAUGUUCUCGUCAAGUACCGCAACCAAGGACGGACCAUUAUCCUGUCAACUCACUUUAUGGAUGAAGCUGAUAUUCUCGGUGACCGCAUCGCUAUCGUAGCGCAUGGCCGGUUGAAGUGUGUCGGCUCGUCGAUGUUCCUGAAGUCGUGUUUUGGCACUGGGUAUACACUGACACUUGUCAAGGCUAAGUCAGUCAGCGGCCUUGCAGAAACACCCGACUUUUCGGCUGAGAGCGAUGCAAACAGUGAAACUACAUCGCAAGUCUCAUCGGUGCCGACUUUGCCGCACAUUCAGGAAGAAACUCAGCCUUCUCAAGUUCUCGACGUGACCCAGGAGCAGAGGAGUGGGGAUAAUGAGGACCUCAAUGCGGACUCUGCUGUACCCAUGAAUGCAGAAGAUGAGGGCCGUGUCGUGCCGACAGCAUUCUACCGAGAGACAGUGUUUGAGGCCAUCCGUGCUCAGCUUCCUGGCACCAGGUUUCUUGAGGACAUUGGAGAUGAGGUGUCCUACAGAUUGCCAUUGAAAGCGGAGCAGAGCGAGAAUUUCCUGGAGUUACUCUCUCACCUGGACGGCCACAUGAGUGACCUGGCCAUAGCCUCCUAUGCUGUGUCAGAUAGCACUCUGGAGCAGGUGUUUAUCCAAGUGUUAGCUGGUAGUGGUAAACAUAGCGGACGUGUUAAUGCAACUGACAGCGGGCAUGCCUCGCAGGCUAUGAAUCUGGCACGCAGCAUCUCUGAGCGAAGCCUCUCCAAGGAUCUUGAUCUACAUCUUCUGCCUAACCACCGUGAUAGUAUAGAGCUGACGGACAUGUCUCGAAAUGAACAGCCCAAACCCACCGAGCCUGCAGUGUGCCCCACUAACCUGAAAGGUGGUGGCCGAGGCAGUCGCAAGGAACGUGGCUUGGUGCUCAUGGCGCAGCAGUACCGGGCGCUGUUCACCAAGCGCUACCACCACUUCAAGCGGAACAAGAAGGCACUGGCAUCACAGGUUCUCCUUCCCGUCCUGCUAAUCACCCUCGCCAUGGUUGUCAAGCGUACACAGCAGCCGCCUGCGAAUGAAAAUCCACUUCUGCUGGUACCAAACGCCUACGUGGGCGCCAAAUUUGUGCCGAUCGAGGUCGUCAACGAGAGCUUCCCGUUUGCAAAAUCACAGCUUGAGACGCUGAGCGCUAGCUGCGGCGGACUGGGCCCGAGAAACUUGUGGGAGCGGAGUGCAGAUGUCAGUGGUGACGAUAGCGAUGCCACUGUCCGCCCCACUAGCGACGCACCUAGCCAAUGUCACUCUGAUCCAGGCAACAGGUGGAGCUUGCACCGUGUGCGUCCCAACCCGGUCUCCAGGGUUCCAGAGCAAUGUGCGGGCGAGGUACGUUUUUUGCAGAAGGUCGUCCCGAAACGCUUGGCGCAGCGUAAAGCCCCAGCCGGCGUUCGUCUGCAGAACAUUUCGACCGCGAUCAACCUAUACACGUUUCUCCUCGCCACUACUCAAGCCUACAGCGUUAAUCGAUGGGGAGCACUGACGACGGGGGUGCGGUACUCGCCAGCGCCUCUCAACACCACUGGACAUGCUGUUGUGGACCACCUAGCUAUUGGACGUGCUAUGAAGGCCUGGAAUAACAACAAUGGCUACCACUCAGCUCCUAUCUAUCUGAACAGUUUGAACAACGCCUUGCUGCGGGCUAUGAUGAUGUCACAGGGUCCGGCACCACCAGCCGACUAUGGUAUCAGCACCAUUACUCACCCCUUCAACAAGACAGCAUCUCAACUUCAAGAAGAUUACCUGAAAUCCGGCAUUGAUUUGCUCAUUGCCAUUGCAGUCAUCUUCGCCAUGGCGUUUGUCCCGACUUCGUUCUGCGUGUACCUGAUUGCGGAGAACGAGGGUGGUGCCAAAGGUCUUCAGCGGCUAUGUGGUGUCAGCGGCAUCCGUUAUUGGAUAGCCAACUUCGCCUGGGACAUGGGUUGCUACACGAUAGCGCUUGCACUGAUCAUAGUCACCAUCCUGGUAUUUCAAGAAGAUGUUUAUACGUCUGAACAUACGUUUACAGCGGUCUGUGUGCUCUUUGCUCUCUAUGGGAUGUCAUCUGCCACCACCAUCUACCCGUUCUCGUUCUAUUUCAAGAAUCCCAGCAACGCGUACGUGUUCCUGCUUUCCGCUAACAUGUUCAUUGGUGUUUUCGGGACACUCACAACCUUUCUCCUGGAGAUCUUUACGGACAAAGAUAUUGAACGUGUCAACGGCGUCCUGCGUGUGUUCUUCCUCCUCUUUCCCAACUACUGCCUCGGCCGUGGCUUGAUGGACCUGUCGUUUGAAUACUACAAGCGCCUGCUGGCCACCACAUACGGAUUGGAUACAGUACCAUUUUCCAGCGUCUAUGGAUUUGGUCAAGAGCAGAUUGGACGGAACAUUGUGGCCAUGUUCUGUGUUGGCGUAGCCUCUGCUUUGUUCACUUUGGCACUGGAAUAUCGGAUAUUCCAACGCUUGGGUGCGCGGCUUGGCCUGAGUCUCAUCGGUGUAGCCUACCUACGGGCUGGACAAAGUACAGUCACUGACAGUGAUGUACUGCUGGAGGCCGAACGUGUCAAAACCGGUCGGUACAGGAAACGCAGCGUUGUGCUGGACGGCUUGACCAAGGUCUACUGGAGGCCAUUGAAGUCGCACAGAGCUGUCAACGCCCUCAGUUUAGGCGUUCAGCGGGGAGAGUGUUUUGGCCUUCUCGGUAUCAAUGGCGCUGGCAAAACAACAACGUUCAAAAUGUUGACCGGGGAAAUUGAGGUUACCGGCGGUGACGCCUACUUGAACGGCGUCAGCAUUGUCCGCAACAGCUUGAGUGCCCACAAGCAAGUAGGCUACUGUCCACAGUUUGAUGCGCUGGACAAUCUGCUCACCUGCAGAGAGCACCUCAUGCUCUACGCUCGCUUGCGCGGUGUUCCUGAGGCAGAGUGUGAAUCGGUUGCCGGCUGGUGUAUCAGGAGACUGGAGUUGAAGAACUACGCCGAUUCUUUGGCAGGCAGCCUAAGUGCAGGCAACAAGCGCAAGCUGUCCGCAGCUGUGGCCAUCAUUGGCAAGCCAAAGUUGAUCUUCUUGGAUGAGCCAACGACCGGAAUGGACCCCCAAGCCAGACGAUUCCUGUGGUCGGUGAUAUCGGGACUGGUCCGUCUUGGACAUUGCGUCAUAUUGACUUCUCACAGUAUGGAAGAGUGUGAAGCAUUAUGUAACCGUCUUUCCAUCAUGGUCAACGGCGAGUUCCGUUGUAUAGGAAGUCCACAACAUCUCAAGGAUAAGUUUGGUACUGGUUACACUGUGACGUUGCGGCUACAGGGUCAAAACCCUGAUGUGUCGCAUGUCAAAGCCUUCUGCGAAGAAGAGUUUCCUGGUUGCACGAUGCAGGAUGAACACCACAAUAUGAUUCAAUAUCAGCUCAGCAAUCAACUGUCGCUUUCCAAGGUAUUCUGUUCGUUGCUGAGGCAGCGUGUUGCUCUGGGCAUUGAGGACUACUCCGUUACACAGACCACACUCGACCAGGUAUUUGUGUCAUUUGCUCGCAACCAGACAGCUGGACCGCAGAGUGACUUUGAUGAUCCCACGUAUUCUGCUCCUUCAGCCGACCAAGACGUAAUGGAAUCAAGCUUCAAUGAAAAUGAGGGACGUGAUGCAAAUUCACCUUUUCUCCAUGAUGAAUCCGGGCUGAGCGCAUCAUUUCUCAUGCCCUUAGAAGUCUAGUGUGUUGGACACGGGGAUCUACAAGCUCCGGGAUCUACAUGGUCAGGCUACUGCAUACUGCAAGGUCAGGCUACUGCAUACUGCAAGGUCAGGCUACUGCAUACUGCAAGGUCAGGCUACUGCAUACUGCAAGGUCAGGCUACCCGUGUAUCUACUAUUAUGCCACUGCUGUGCAAUCUUUUGGAGAUGUAUGUAAGUGAGUGUGUACCCCAACCGUACGAUUGUAUGCGCCGCUGCUACAUGGUAGUGCAUGCUCUACAAGCUGUCUGUGCGGACCGAUCCUCCCUGAUUCCUUGCAGUCAAAGCAGCAUUACUGCACGGCCACCGUACACACUCCCUCCCGUCUGUCAUUGUGAUAGCUGCCCCAACCCCCGUGCCCACUCAAUUGGUAUCCUCUUGCCAUGCUCUACUAUGGGCUAGUUUCUGUUUCGACAACUGCGUACUUCGGAGUACAUGAUCUGAUAUAGGUUCUUUAAGUUAAUGUUCCUGGUAUGUAUUCCAUGCCGCUGAUUCUGCUGCUUUUACUACUGCUACUGCUGCUGCUGGUCAGCCUUGAAAUGAUGUGACUCCCGACAACUUUCAGACUGAACACAGAAGAUUAGAAAAUUGAAUGAUUUCUCCUACAUGCAUGUUAUGUUUUCAGCAUUCGUGAAUAAUCUAUUUUGGUCACGGUCACAUUGAUUCUCAUCCACUCCUUCUUUCUCUUUUCUUACCCCAUCUUUCCGUAUCACUUUUCUGUAUGACUCGAUGUGUGUUCCUGAUUUCUCCAAGCAGGAUAGACAUUGUGUACCUUCAUGGUGUCUCAUUUCUUCAUCAAGUGCUUUCAAUUGCUUUUUUCGCUACUCGACACGUGCUAUUUAUGCCAUGCCUCUCCCUGAGAUCAUCUCCAUCGACUUUGCAACAACAGCAACGAAAAAACUGUAUAGUA